ACGAUGGCGACAUGUCUCAUCGCCGAAAUAUUGUGCCCGUUGGACACUAUGAACCGGCAGUAUACCCGUGGACUGUUCGAGCGGUGCAGAGGCCAGGCGUCUCGGUGCCGCUGCUCUCCACUGUGCACAACCUCCUGCUCGACGCUGGAGAGUCCCUCCACAGUGUGGUGACGCGCAUCAUGCUCUUCUACGCCACCGAUGGGGUGCUCAAUGUCCUCUACUCCAGUUUCAUCGUGGUGCGGAUGCUUAUGGGGGACAGAGAGCGUCCUCCAGAAUAUCAGAUGUUUCUCACCAGCCUGUUGGUGUCAUGGAAUGCAGUGAAUCUAACAUCGAUAAUCGUCUGGUGUCAUCUCACAGUUCUAGAGGCUAACAACUGCGGUGGAUUCGUCCACAGGGCUUAUAACGAAUCGAAGGUUCCUGAGACAAAAGAAAAGUUGUUGCUGUUCUCCAAGCAAUUGCUUACACGGAAACUACGUUUCACCUGUUUUGGUUGCUUCUCUGUAGACGCUGCCUUUUUCUUUACAUUAGCCGAGAUAGCAAGCUCCUAUCUAGUCGUGCUGAUACAACAACAGCAUGACGCAUUGACUCCAGUUCCAAUGGAGAACAUGACUACAAUCACACCACAGGUCACAUUAACCAAGGAAGACGGUGAUGCUGUGACAUCAAUCGCGACAUCAAAUAUGAGUGUAAACACUGUAUUCUGGAAGUAAUAAACCAAAUAACCGACCAGAAUCAUUGCACAACCUAUUUGUAUUUGUGAAUUAAAGCAUCUCCAGAAGUGAUAUAUUUUGUAUUUUAAUAAUUUACAUGGUGAAAUUUAGGUCAGUAGCGUAAUUAUUUCAUAAGAACAAGUGCAGUAAAACAAAAUGUAUUCUGUAAUGCUGGUUAAUGAUAAAACGCUCACAUUUUAAAAAACACAAAUAACACAUGUUGAUAUUCUUAAGGUAAAAUAGGGUGGCGAGCAUGAAACUAGUAUAAAUUACCUUUGUAGUAACUCUUACUUCUUUAGUCUGGACUACAUUAGUAAAUUAUUUCUAUAGCAAUUUACUCCUUUAGUAACUGUUGGAGAGUUCUAGUUCUAUUUACUUCUUUCGUUGUAACUAAAGUAUUAACGCCUUUUUACUGAAGAAAUAAGCCAUUUCUGCACGCUGCUGGCACUUUCAUUAGAUUCGCUCUCGGAAAAUAUUGAUUGUCAGCAGAUAUUAUUGCAUCAUCUUCUGCAUAAUGUAAUUUCAUCGCUAUAAGUUUAGAAGCUAGAAAGGAUUAGUAAAUUUAAUUAUUAAAAUUGGAAAAUGUAAGUGCUAUUGUACUAAUUAAUGAUAAGAUCUGUAUAUUAUGAAAAAGGAACGUGCUAUUAAUGGAUGAUAUAUUGUUAACCCCGCCAUCUACAGCUACCAACGUCCGUUGUUGGUUGGUGACAUGUAUUAAUUUAAGCGCCAGUUUGAGAUACGAGCUAUCAGCAACAUGGCGGUAGCCAAGAAACGUUCGAAACAUAUACCAGAAAAUGAAAAAGAACGGUUUGUUGAAAUAAUGAAAAAGUACAUAACUACUAUUGAAUCUAAAAAGCGCGAUGUCAACAUGCUAAAAAGCAAAAAGGUUAUCAUGAGAAACGUUGAAUACAAUGGAGAAGCACUUACACAAAGAUUACAGGAUGAGCUGAAAGUAAUUUGGAAGGAUAUGAAAAUUAAAGCAAAGAAAAUGAAAGCUAAAUGUAAUCGAGAACAAUUUCAAACUGGCGCUGGAGUAGGUGAGUCGAAGACUGACGAUAUAAGCCAAAUGUUUGUUGAUAUGGUCCCACAAGUUUUCGAGGGAAUAAUUGGAGUUAACGACAAUGACACAUCUUAAGAUAAUGUGGUACUUUCAAGCAACUUCGAUGACGAUAACUGCUCUGAAGGUAGCAACGAAACUGCUGAAAGUGGAACUUUAUCCCAUAGUCGUCAACCUCGGUGUGCAUUCUCUUGUGGGACCUUAUCUGAAGAUGCGCCUGUCAAAAGAGGGAGAGAACAUGCGGUUGUAGUGAAUAACCGAGAGUUGUUGAAAAAAGCAGAUGAGCUUCAUACCUUAAAAAUGGGUUUCAUAUGAGAGGAAUACAACGCAAAAAUGUUAUUAAUAGAAAGACAUAGAGAAAUCGUGGAAGAAGAGCAUAAUCUUAAAAUGACAAUUAUGAAUAAGUUCAAGAACGUAAUGGAGUAAACUUCAGGUUCCAGUUCUUCAGCCGAUGUGCUUGAGAAAUUUGGGUUUUUUCGAAUGAAUAAGAAAAUAUUAGUAUGUGUAACACAUCUAUUUCCUUGAUAUUUUUUUCAAAUGGUUACUAUGUUCUUGUUUCUUGUAUAGAAUAAUAUUUGUGUUUAUCA
Schistocerca cancellata (South American locust) is the source of this 2354-nucleotide messenger RNA. Its product is annotated as putative gustatory receptor 28b. Gene Ontology annotation, biological process: sensory perception of taste. The coding region runs from base 12 to 710 and encodes 232 amino acids. Lineage: Eukaryota; Metazoa; Arthropoda; Insecta; Orthoptera; Acrididae. The transcript is spliced from 5 exons. Gene Ontology annotation, cellular component: dendrite; membrane; axon. The record is from RefSeq and is a predicted model, not a curated record.